Molecule: messenger RNA, 14702 nt
Organism: Epinephelus moara (kelp grouper)
Lineage: Eukaryota; Metazoa; Chordata; Actinopteri; Perciformes; Serranidae
Gene: insrb
Product: insulin receptor b
Exons: 23
Coding region: 1332-5444 (1370 amino acids)
Biological process (GO): positive regulation of kinase activity; protein autophosphorylation; glucose homeostasis
Cellular component (GO): membrane; insulin receptor complex; axon
Molecular function (GO): insulin receptor activity; insulin receptor substrate binding; ATP binding
Source: RefSeq, a predicted model, not a curated record
GGAGAGACUCGCAGAAAGAGAGACGGAAAGAGGGGGAACCUGAGGGAGAGCAACCGCUAAACGGAACGGGAAUCCAAGUUUUUACACUUGACCCGUCUUUUUAAGUCUUUUUAUGUUUGUUUACCUCAUCGUUUUUUGACUACCGGAGACGGGAUACUGACUUUGUCUGCGUGUAUGUGUGUGUUUUUUUUAAUUUUUAACUCUAUCGCCGACACUGAAACCUCGUUUGUUUUGGAUUAGCUAGCUAACGUUAGCUGUUUUUCCCCCAGCAGCUAACGUUAAUCUGAGAAAAAGAAACGGGCGGCGUGGUGGAGAGUUUUCUCACUUCCCUAGCAACGUGCAGGUUUAACGGAGCCGUUAUUUUACCGUUUUUUCUUCCUCCUCCUUCAACGGCGGAUGGGAAACAAGUAACGUUUUCCUCCCCAAGUUUCCCUUCUUUGUUUUCUUUCUCCCGUUUUGUCGUUUUAUGGGUGUUCAUUCGUUUGCGGCGUGGUGGUCAGCGGGGGUGAAGGAGUUCAGAGGAAGGUCGUAGUGGGGAAAGCUGUGUGUCGCUGCACGUUUUUCCUGCACGUAGCUGCUCGGAGGAGUUUCCUGGGAUGUGCUCGCAUCUGUCUUAAAAAGGGUGAGCUCCUGAGACCAUACAAGCAAACAGGGGGUGUUAUAAAGACCUGUGGACUUCAAAGGAGAAAGCGCAAAGCUCGCCAACUCCCGUUCUUGGCUCUGCGUUUGGCGAUAUCCAUAACUUCAGCUCAUGUCGGCUGGAGGAGCACAAGAGGAGGCUGCUUUUUAACGAAAGGAAAAAUACUUCUCAGCAGUUGCUUUUUGAAGUGGGUCUUCCCUCAUUUGGAGCUGUGCAUUACAGAGAAAUGAGCCCGGGGCCAGUGGACCUCCUUCGGGGACCUCCAACACCAACCCCCCUUCCACGCGUGUAGGAUAUUAAUAAUAAUAGUUAUUUCUCUCUUGAUUCACUGGAGCACCAAAAUCAAACAGAUGAACGUGGACUGUCGCCUUCACUUAUGGAAAAUGAAGAUCUUUACUCGCACAUGUGUUGCCAGAACCCAAGAUCACGUUAUUUAGUGGUCUACAUUUUUUCCAGGGCUCACAUAUAUCACAAACUUGGCUGGGAAGAUACUCACAAAUUUACUACUCCCCCCCGGUUUGCGGGGGGCAACGUUGAAUCACUUGACUCUGCUGGACCUUAAUUUUUAAGAGUUUGUUCAAUACUUUUUGAUAUUGAAAUAAAGGACUGGAGACAAGACUGGAGGUUUUUUUUUGUUUUGUUUUGUGUCGAGAAGCUUCAAGAGGAGAGCACAACUUAUCUUCACGUCAAAAUGAGACGGUGGACGCUAAAGCUGCGAGCACAAAUUGUGUUUUUUAUCCUCGUCACCUGCAUUAUCUGCCAGUGUGGACUAAUAAACGGAGAAAUCUGCCAGAGUAAGGACAUCCGGAACAAUGUGACCAACCUCCAGUCGCUGGAGAACUGCACCAUCAUCGAGGGCCACCUGAAGAUUCUGCUCAUGUUUAAGACCAAGGCUGAGGACUUCCGAGGUCUCAGCUACCCGAAGCUGCGAGUUGUGACUGACUAUGUGCUGCUGUUCAGGGUCUACGGCCUCGAGGCCCUCGGCGAUCUCUUCCCCAACCUCACGGUGAUCCGCGGAAACAACCUCUUCUUCAACUACGCUCUUGUGAUUUAUGAGAUGCUGCAGCUGAAGGAGGUGGGCCUGCACAGCCUCAUGAAUAUCACCCGGGGCGCCGUGAGGAUCGAGAAGAAUCCGGACCUGUGCUACCUGGCCACCCUGGACUGGUCCAAGAUCCUGGACUCGGUGGAGGACAACUUCAUCGUGGCCAAUAAGAAUGACAGAGAGUGUGGGGACGUGUGUCCCGGCACGGCUCAAGGUCAGACCAUCUGCCCACAGAACACCAUCAACGGACACUUCAGGGGACGAUGCUGGUCACAGAACCACUGCCAGAGAAUGUGCUUGGACAACUGUAAGCAUGGUGCGUGUAGCCUCCAGGGCCAGUGCUGCCACGACCAGUGCCUGGGCGGCUGUUCGGAGCCGGGUAAUGCAAGUAGCUGUGUGGCCUGCAGGAACCUUCAGCAUGGCAAUACCUGCGUGGAGAAAUGUCCUGCUGGAUACUACGUCUUCAGGGGCUGGCGCUGCAUCAGCUUCUCCUUCUGCCAGGAGCUCCACAAUCAGUGUAGGCAGACUAAGAAGCUGAACCAGGACCGGGAGUCUGGCUGCUACGAAUACGUCAUCCACAAUGGGGCCUGUAUCCCAGAGUGUCCUUCUGGAUACACCACUAUCAACUCCACUACGUUGACCUGUUCGCCAUGUGCAGGCCUGUGUCCUAAACUGUGUGUGGGGAACAAGACGAUCGACUCUGUAACUUCAGCCCAGGCUUUGAGAGGCUGCACUGUUCUGCACGGCAACAUGAUCAUCAAGAUUCGAGGAGGAAACAACAUCGCAGCUGAGUUGGAAGCUAGUUUGGGCCAGCUUGAGGAAAUCACCGGCUACCUGACUGUUCGCAGAGCCUAUGCCCUGGUCUCCCUCUCCUUCCUCCGCAAACUGCGCAUCAUUAGGGGGGAACAUCUUGAGGGAGAUACCUUCGCCUUCUAUGCGCUUGACAACCAGAACCUGCGUGAGCUGUGGGAUUGGUCUAAGCACAACCUGACCAUCCAGCGUGGUCGUAUGUUCUUCCACUACAACUCCAAACUUUGCAUGUCUGAAAUCAAAAAGAUGGAGGAGGUAACGGGAACCAAGGAGCGCAACCAAAAGAACGACAUCGCUGUACGCACCAAUGGGGACCAAGCCUCCUGUGAGACCAAGUUGCUUGAAUUCACCGUGAUCAAGACCUCAUCAAACAUGAUUAUGUUGAAGUGGGAGUCCUUUUGGCCCUUAGACUUCAGAGACUUGCUGGGCUUUAUGGUUCUCUACAAAGAGGCGCCAUAUAAGAACGUGACAGAGUUUGAUGGACAGGAUGCGUGUGGCUCAAACAGCUGGGCCAUCGCUGAUGUUGAACCUCCGAACCGUUCCACGGACAACAAGAAAGCAGAGGAUCCGGGGCACCUGAUCCGACCUUUGAAGCCCUGGACCCAGUACGCCAUUAUGGUCAAAACCCAACUGUCUGCAUCUGACGAGCACCAGGUGCAUGGAGCCAAGAGCGAGAUCAUCUACGUCCGCACCAAUGCCUCCAAACCCUCUGUGCCUCUGGACCCCAUCUCCUCCUCCAACUCCUCCUCUCAGAUCAUCCUGAAGUGGAAGCCUCCCAACAGUCCCAAUGGCAACAUCACCCACUACCGCGUCAUCUGUCGUAAGCAGGCGGAGGACAGCGACCUCUACAAGUUUGACUACUGCCUCCAAGGGAUGAAGCUGCCGUCUCGUACCCCGACCCACCUGGACAGCGAGGAUGAGCAGAAGUGGAACCAGACGGAUGAGCCUACGUCAGGGGGAAGGUGCUGCGCCUGCCCCAAGACAGACAACCAGCUAAAGAAGGAGCAGGAGGAGAUUGAGUACCGCAAGACCUUCGAGAAUUACCUCCACAAUGAAGUCUUUGAGAGCAGACCGUCUCGUCGCCGACGCUCAGUGGGAGUUGCCAACGCCACCAUUCCCUCUCUUUUCCUCACCACAGCCCCCAGUCUGGCAUUAGGCUCCACAACAGCCACCCCUGAAGACGAAGACGAGGAAGGAUCCAAGGUGGAGCUGAAGGUGUUCUCAAAGGAGUCGACGGUCAUCUCCAACCUGCACCACUUCACCAGUUACAAGAUAGAGAUCAUGGCCUGCAACCAUCCGUCAGACCUCAAACGCUGCAGUAUGGCGACUUACGUCAGUGCCCGAACUAUGCCAGAGGAGAAAGCAGACGAUAUCCCAGGCCCUGUGACCCACGAGAUAGUGACAGGCGAGCCUCCGUAUGUGUUUAUCAAAUGGAAUCCACCUCGCUCCCCGAACGGCCUCAUCAUCCUGUAUGAAGUGUUCUACAGGAAGGUUGGAGACUCAGAGGUUCACACAGCGUGUGUGUCACGGCCAGCCUACCUCAAGUUUGGUGGCACGAAGCUUUCGCUUGUGCAACCUGGUAACUACAGCGUGAGGGUCCGCGCCACCUCCUUGGCAGGAAAUGGCUCCUUUACAGAAACCACUUACUUCUUCAUGCCCAAUCCGGAUCAAGGUUUAAUUUGGAUUGUGAUGGGUCCAGUCAUCUGCUUCAUCCUGCUGCUGUUUGUGGGAGGUGGAGUCUUUGUGAUCUUUAAGAAGAGGCAAACAGAAGGGCCGACAGGACCUCUUAUCGCCUCCUCAAACCCUGAGUACAUCAGCACCAAUGAUGUGUAUGUUCCUGAUGAGUGGGAGGUGCCCCGGGACAAGAUCACGGUGCUCAGAGAGCUGGGUCAGGGCUCCUUCGGCAUGGUGUACGAGGGAAUUGCCAAGGACAUCAUCAAAGGAGACCCGGACACGCGCGUGGCCGUCAAGACGGUCAACGAAUCGGCCAGCCUGCGAGAGAGGAUCGAGUUCCUCAAUGAAGCCUCCGUCAUGAAGGCUUUCAGCUGUCACCACGUGGUGCGACUUUUAGGUGUGGUGUCCAAAGGUCAGCCCACUCUAGUCGUGAUGGAGCUGAUGACCCACGGUGACCUGAAGAGCUACCUGCGCAGUCUCAGGCCGGACUCUGAGAACAACCCCACAGGCCGUCCACCACCUACACUGAAGGAGAUGAUCCAGAUGGCUGCAGAAAUUGCAGACGGCAUGGCCUACCUCAACGCCAAGAAGUUUGUCCACAGAGACCUGGCAGCCAGGAACUGCAUGGUGGCGGAGGACUUCACCGUCAAGAUUGGCGACUUUGGUAUGACCCGAGACAUCUAUGAGACUGACUACUACCGUAAAGGAGGGAAGGGCCUGCUUCCCGUCAGGUGGAUGGCUCCAGAGUCUCUGAAGGACGGAGUCUUCACUGCCCACUCUGACUGCUGGUCGUUUGGCGUUGUGCUGUGGGAGAUCAGCACGCUAGCGGAGCAGCCUUACCAGGGUUUAUCCAACGAACAGGUUCUAAAGUUUGUCAUGGAUGGAGGAUACCUGGACCGGCCGGAGAACUGCCCCGAAAGGAUGCACAGCCUAAUGCAGAUGUGCUGGCAGUACAACCCCAAGAUGCGGCCGAUGUUCCACGAGAUCAUCGAGAUGCUGCGGGAGGACCUGCACCCGUCGUUCCAGGAGGUCUCCUUCUUCUACAGCGAGGAGAACAAAGUCCCCGAGACAGAGGAGUACGACCUGGACCUGGACAACAUGGAGAGCAUCCCACUGGACCCGUCGUCAUACUCCCAGAGAGAGGAGAGCUUAGGCAGGGACAGCGGGCCCUCGGUGGCCCUCAGGGGGAACUAUGAGGAGCAUGUCCCCUACACACACAUGAACGGUGGCAAGAAAAACGGACGAAUCUUAUCGUUGCCCAGAUCCAGCCCUUCCUAACAUUUCCUGUUUCCUAAAAAGAACUCGUUUAACCCGCCCUUCCCAUCCUUCUUUCUCUUCCAGUCCAUUUUCUUCUGUAUCAUGUUCCUCUCAUCAUUUUCUAAUGAUUUUCUUAUUCUUGGAGAAGCCCUUCAAAAAAAAAAAAACAGACACACAGAUCUCAGGACUUUUUAUUUUCUUCCUCAUGGCUGCCGCACACAGGCAAGCAAGAGAUGCAAACAUGGUGUAACACUUUUUUAACUUCCUCCACAACACAUCGGACUUUCUAUUACCAUAUUACCUAUCUAUUGUUUUUUUCACUAUUGCCACGUUUCCAGGACUCCUCGUGACGGAAACACAGAUAAAAAAAAAAAAACUGUGAACACAACAAACCUUAGACAACCAAGAAGGCUGCUUUUGCUCAAUCUCCUCAAGACUUGUCCCUCCUUCUCUCCCCACCAAUCUGCAUUUCCACACAUUUCUGUGCUUUGUUUUCUCUCCAAGUGAAAUCUUGUUACUCAGAUAGUGGCCUUUUUGUAUGUGGCCUAUAAACAAAGAGAAGUGUCUAUCAGCUCUUACACUAAUUUCCUUUUUUGAACAAUGACUUAAUCAGUUUGGAACGGUGGGAUGACUUUCAAAGACUUGAUCCUAGAACAAACAUCUAUUCCUAGAGGAAUGUUUUCUUUUUGUUUUCAUUUUGUUUUUGUUCUGCAGAAUUCCAAACUACACACAGAUUCAUCGGGUGUUUGGUGAAUAGUUUUAAUUUAUUUGCUUUUAUUGUUAUUUUCUCUCCUCUUUUCCUCUUCUCUUUCUCAGUUUUUUUUCUGUGUCCUCACUAUAUGGCUGAAGGAUAUUUAAACAGUUAAGAAUUGGACAAAAGAGUUCCUCAGACUGACCAAUAGCUGCUGCUUUGAUAUAUUUUAGUGGGUAUAGAAAUAUAUAAAUAUAUAUAAUAUAUAUAGUAUAUAUGGAAUAUUGGUAUUUAUGUACCAAUAUUUUAUAUAUAAUAUAUGACAUAUUGAUGUUUUUUGUAAAUAGUUCAUAUUUGUAAUAUUUUUCAUCAGAAGCUUUGCUAGCGUUUUGUUUUGCCGGGUUUUUCUUUCUGGGUUUUUUAUUUUUAAUUCUCUUAUUUUUAUAGCCCCAGAAAUCACACUAAUCUACCAUCAGUGCUCUCUGUGUCUUAGGCCUCCUGUCCCCCGUGAGUACUCUCGCUCCAUGCGGAUGGGAAAGGAGGAAGCCCCGAAAUAUUGUCAACUCACUGCAUCAUUUUUUUUAUAAACCUUGUUCCCACUGAGAGCUGUCAAUAUUUAGAGGCAACUUUACUACUACAACAAAACAAAAAAUGAAAUAACCAAAAAAAAAAAAACGAGCUUUAUAAAAGGGGAAUGAGGUCUUUCUAGGUGGAAGUGCGCCUGAUGUGUUUGUCUCCGUGUCUGCUGUCUCUCUGGUCAGAUCACGCUGGAGCUGAGGUCUGUUAGUGUUUGUUAUCACAGGUUUAUUAUAUCGUUGUGAUUGUACUGCCUUAUGUUGGCGUAACAGCGAUGGCUUUUCAGUUAUGUCGGUGCUGCUCGGAUCAGGGCAGGGAGGGGAAUUAACAACAGCUAUCGGCCGAGUGCAGGUGAAGUGGAACAAUGAGGCCCUCUUUUUUUUUAACUUAUUUUUUUGUCUGUUUUAUGACCAGCACUAAACACCCUCAUGAUUUACAUCAGAGAGCGGUAGCAUUCUCUUCAUCUGACCUGAGAUCUGGCACAGGUCAGGACCUCAGUGUUAGACAGAAGGUUCUAUUAAACUCACACAUUGCGGUCCCAUCACACUGACUACGUUUACUUGCACACUAACAUGCCCUUAUUUUUCAGAAUAAGACAAUAUUCUAAAUUUGAUGUGGUCAUGUGAACAGCAUAUCCCAUUUGGAUAUGGGUAGCAUAUUCCAGUUAAAGACGCGGGAUAUGCUGGUAUAAUUCAGGUUUUAGGAGCAUUCUUUGGACAUGUAUGCAGUGUAUUCAGAAUAUGCAUCACAAUUGGGAUUUUUACUGCAGUUUGCAACGCACAGCUUCUGUGUGUUGUACACAAACCAACAAUUUGCAUGGCUGUGAAGUAGAGGUGCAUGCCCAAAAGUAAAUCCCACAUUUCCGAUCCAAAGGAAAAACACACCUACUUUUAAACAUUAUGAAAACUGGUGGUUAGCAUUGUCGCCUCACAGCAAGAGGUUUCGUGGUUCAAACCCUUCUGUUUGGAGUUUGCAUGUUCUCACCGUGUCAGCGUGGGUUUUCUCCGGGUACUCCGGCUUCCUCCCACAGUCCAAAGACAUGCAGGUUAAUUGGUGACUCUAAAUUGUACGUAGGUGUGAAUGUGAGCGGUAAAGGCUGUCUGUCUAUGUGUCAGCCCUGUGAUAGUCUGGCGACCUGUCCAAGGUGUCUCGCCCAGUGUCAGCUGGGAUAGGCUCCAGCCCCCCCCGCGACCCCCAACGGGAUAAGCAGUUGAGGAAAAUGAAUGAGAAUAAGGGCAAAAAUCAGAGUAGUUUGUGCAUGUAAACGUAGUCACUGUCAUUCAGUUUGGUUCGCUCUGCACCACACACACCACCCGCACGCUCUCUGCCUCCUCACUCUUCCCGAGGCUUCCCAUUGGCUGCCCAAGUCACUGCUCAAAAUCAGGGCUGUUGGAAAUUUCCACGUUUUGUGGUUGAGGGGCUGGAGAGAAAUGCGGAAAGUUCCAACUGUGUUCAGAGUCCGCAGCAGGUAGUGGAGAGAGGGGCAGUCUCUCUCUCUCUCUCUCUCUGUCUCUCUGAGAGUGUGUGAGUGAUUUGCUAAUCCUAUUAUUCUCUCUGCUAUCACAUGCAGUUAGGCGGUCAGGACACGGUGUGCAGCAGCAGCUAUUUCACUCAGGUCUGACAUUCCAGGAUUUAGUUGGAACUGCUCGUUCCCUCACCCCAACCCUCCACCCCCACCCACCCACCCACCCUCUGUUUUGCCUGCCUGCUGGCAAAGCUGAUACCAUCACCACACCCCAUCAGAUUCACAGCACACAUGAAAGACUUUGUUUUUCCUACUUAGAAUUUGAAUAUUUGAAGUUUGUCCCUCCUGCCAGGAAUCAGAAACAUUCCUGUCGACUGAACCGUCACACAAAGCUACAGAGAAGUUAGUCGUCCUCAUUGCCGACAUCUCGUCGUGUCUCUUAAGAUCAUUAAUUCACUCUGACCUUCACUCAGAACCCAAAGGCCGUCAGAGUUUCACAGCAGAUCCUCCGCUCCUCUCUCAGUGCAGUCAGUGACGUGGGAGGUGAUUGUGAGCAGACUUAUUUUUUUUUUAUUUUUCUGGACACACAGACCGGUGUGGUUGCCAAUCCAGCCGAACAGCAUUCAGCACUUAUAGUAUAGCCAAAGUGUUGGCAGCUUUCUGUCAACAACCAGAACCCACAGAAUCAGAGUCAGAGAAAGCAGAGAAGCUGCCUCCAUAUUUUACCAGUGCCUUCUCAAACCCAGAGCCACGUCCAGGCUAGUUACAUCGGCUAGUAACACACACACUUACACACACACAUACACAGGCCUCUGUGCUCUCUCUGUAUUUCUUCACAUGAGGCAGGAGAGGCAUAGAAAUCGAAGCUGCAUCUACAUUUGUGUUUGUAAGGUUACAACUUUGUUCUUAGCUGGAGAAGCAGAAGUCUAUGGGGCAGUUUAUUUUCUUAUUAUUUUAUAUUUUUGGUUUCAGCUUGUUGCCAGCAUAAGGUUUGAACGCUGACGUUCACCUCGUGCUUUGGCGGUGACACUGUGGAUUGGCCAGAGUCUGUGCUGUCGUGCACUCAGAGGUGCCCGAGGUUAUGAUGUAGAUUUUAGCUAAUUAUACAGAGGAACUACAAUCUUGGGCUUUUGUACUUUGUAAAUAAUCUGUGACAUAGUUUGGAAAAUAAAAGCAGAAAAAAGGUAUAUUAAAAAAAAAAAAAAAAAAAAAUCUGAAGCCCGUCAGUUUUGCGUACAUGACAGAAAAACGGUGGACCUCAGCUGUGUCGCAGUUCCACACUAUGUACUAAAACUAAAUUGUUAUCUUAAUACUAAACUGUUUUGGCAGUACAUCUUUGAGUGUACUUAAUUUCCCAGUACGAACACACUACAUACUCAAAACCCAGUUAGAGUUAGUAUGUAGUAUGGAAUCGGGACACGGCUCUCAUCUCCACCUCGACCUAGGUUGCUUAUCUUGUGGUGGUGUUCACACGCAUAUGCAAUUUUUAAUUAAGAUGGUGCCCAUAUCUUUGAAAUACCAGAUAUUUAUUUUAUUAUGAUCAUUGUCAUUGUAUAAGAAGAACACAGUUAGCUUUUUAGUGGAGCGUUUUUAAGGUGUUUUUGAGAGUGGAGCGAUGUAAAAGCCUAGUUUGUUAUUGUACAGGUGGAGUAGCUGGUGGCGAGCAGCAGGAGUUAGUUAGUUAUUUAGUUAGUUAGUUAGUGAGUAAGUAAUUGUCGUCGUCUUUGUGUUUUGGCCAGAGUCUACCUCAGUGCAUAUGGAGGAAUCAGUCUAAAGAGCCUAAAAUCAUCCCCGUCAGUCUCUCAGUAUCCCGUAAAGUCAAAUAAUAUCACUUUCUCUAACAUUACCAACACUGCUGAUGAAUUCCUUUCCCCCCCGUGGUGUAUUAACUCCCUCUGCCUCUUCUCAGUUUUCUCUUCUUCUUGUGUCCCGGGGGAAGCUGCCAUCGACCCCUGCAGUAUGUGGAUAUUGUUGGGAGCAUCAUAUUUUGCCCUUUUCUGUUUUUAAAUAUCUUGAGUGUAAAGCUCCAGUCAUCUGUGUAGAGUCUAGGGAUAUGCUUAGUAUCCCUCUCCUCAUGAUUUUUACCCUCAGCACUUAUUAAAUGUGGAACAUGAGGCUGUAAAUUGACUUUAUCGACACUCUAUCCUUCUCAUCGUUGCUAUACAGUUUAUAAAAUUACUCACAAGAGGCCUCCCCCGGGCACUGGAAGAAGCAGCAAAGCUUUGUUGUGUGUGUGUGUUCCCCUUUUCCGCAUACACCAAUCAUCUGGACUGUAUGUAGUAGCGGCUGUACUGGUUUCUGGGGAUGUGACAUUAGCAUGAGUCAAAAAAAAAGAGCGUCUCUUGACUCUCUGUGCGUAUCUGUGAUCACCUACAUGCAGCCACGGCUCAGCCCUGGACCCUCAUGCUUUGUUAAAAAAAAAAAAAAAAAAAAAUCACAUCUAGACUGAACCUGUUGUCUGGCAGAAAGCCCUACUCUUCUUCUUCUUCUUCAGUCUGUCGAUCUGUUUCUUUGUGGUCAAAACAGUUAGCUCCCACGUCUCCUCCAGUCGUUGUCGGUUGAUUUGUCUGUUUCUCUGUUCUGAUUUUUUUUGUUUUGUAUGUAUAUUUUUUCUACUGUGAAUAUCAAGAGAUGACCUUUAUUUUCUGUCAAUGCCAUGGAUUGGGUCUGUUUUGGCUGAUCAGGACACUGAUGUCUGGGCUGGUUAAAAAGUUUUAAAGAGGAGCACCCCCGCUCUGCAAAGGAAAAGAAAAAAAAGCUGGACUGGGACAAUCCUGUGUGCCAUAAGAACUAUUAAACAGACAUGAAAUCUAGAUUGUAACUUUUUGUCUCAGGGAGGCGGCCUGAUGCUUUGUGGUUGGAGGAUAAAGAGGACGAGGAGGAAGAAGAGCUACCUACCUACCUUUUAUCUACUCUGACUGAAGCGCAAGUUCUCAGCAUCCUUGCAAAAAGCAAAAUGGUGAUGAUAAGUCCAAGGACAAGUUUUCAACAACAAAAACCCAAACACCCUUUUGUCAUGAAUCUGAAACCCUUCUGCCCCCCUUUGAAGAUAAUCAGGAAUCCUCUCUGUCUGGCGUGAUGUGGUUUGGACUGCCCUCUAGCGGUUGGAUGGGAGCGUUGCAGGUCAGGGGUGGCAAAGCAAACAGGGCCACCGACCCAUAGUGCCUUGCUCAGACUAACGGCCCGCCUGACCCCUCCCACCCAGUCCACUCCCCUCAGAGCAGAAACGUGUCUCCACCAAUCACUAAAGAGGAUUUUCCACCUCCAAACAUGAAAUGAAAACACAGAAAUUAUGUUUUUACACACGCUGUGUUGUUUAGUUGUAACUGCAGAGAGAAACCUUCUCACUGCUUGGUGGGUAAAUACUGUAAUUUAGAUCAUGACUGAUGAUUUUUACCAAAAAAAAAAAGAACCCAUGUUGAACUUGUGUCUCUACUCUGCUAAGCUCUGGCUUGCUUUGUGCAUGAAAAAUGAAUUAUCUAUACCAGCAGAUAGCUUAAUAAUUUGAUGCUUAUUGAUUUUGCUUUUCAUCAUCAGUCUGUUUUGACAGCCCCACAUGCACAUGCAAAAACCCCGUGAUUAGCAACAGGUGAUUGCAUUACACUUUGGGGAUUUCCAUAUGAAAUGCAUUCAGUUGUUCCUUGAUUCUGAAAAUGAAUAAAUGGAACUGAUUAAUAAGCUCUUAACUGUAAAUAGCAGCAGAUCCUCGGCCCCCCCGGGAAACGAAAGCACUUGAUUUUUAGGGAAGUUUAGGUUUGUUUUGUUGAACUCUGAUGACCUGAAACGCGGUUGGACAGAGCAUGCUAGUGACGCAGUGCAGGGUGAGAACAAAGCAUUGUAUGUAUUAUUGUUUUGUUUUAAAGAAAAGAAAAAAGUAUUACAUUUUAGAGAUGUUGAUUUCUAUUUUUUUUAGCCAAAGUAUGGAGGGCAAAUACAAUUACUUUUUCUGACUGUAAACUUUUACUACUCUUGUACAUUAUGAAUUUAACAUUGUUAUCAAUGUGUAUAUAACUUUUUUUCUAAAUUUAAAGAUAGCUUUUUUUUGUUUUGAUUUUUUUUUUUUUUUUUUUUUCAUGACACAACCCACUACACAGAAAAAGAGCUGAGUCAAGUCUGUCGAUGUAUUUAACAGGAGCAGCACAACUCCGGUCUGAGGGCUUAUUAACCCUGUGUAACAAGACAUAAAAACAGUAUGUGGCCUGAAAACGUUUCGCAAACGAACCCUGCUCUUAAAAACCGAUGCAUGUUCUGAAUGUCGUCAUGCAUUUCAACCACCCCCCCACCCACAGCAGCAUGUCACCCAUAAAGCCUUUCUUGUGUCACAAAUACGUCACCUAUCACAGAUGUUGUUGUAUGAAAUCGUUUCUGACAGAAGACGUGUGUUAAGUUUGCAAAUGUUUUUGGUUUUUUUUCCUUUUUUUUUUUUUUGUGUAUGUGAAAAACUGGAAAAGACCACUGCACAUCCUUUUGAAGAAGAGGAAACACGAGUGAUAAAAUCCUGAAUAAGCUAAAAAAAAAAAACUUUAUUGAUGGUUCAACAACCAUACAUCUUUAAGUUUAGACUGUAAAGCUGGAGGUGUUAGAGUAAUAGACAUUUGGGGGGAUACACUUAUUUGCCUUCUUGCUGAGAGUUAAAUGAGAAGAUUGAUACAUGGUAAAUAAAUAAGCUGCAACCAGCUGCGUUAGCUUUAGCUUAGCACAAGGAAUAGAAACAGAUGUAAACAGCUACCGUGGUUUUGCCCGACAGUUAUAAAAUCCGCCUAACGACACCUCUAAUGCUCAUUAAUUAUGUAGCCGUGGCAAUCACCAGAUAUUAUACGAUACGAUAUGAUACGAUACAGUAUGAUAUGAUUCAAUACCAUCAUGAUACUUAAGCCAUGAUAAAAUAUUAUUGUGAUUUUAAACCAUUUUUGUGAUAUGCUGAGUAUUGCAAUAACAUAAUGUGAUUAAUUAUUUUUUAAGUUGGAAAUUAUGUCCGCAGAGGAAACCUUUAUCAACAAAUCUUUUAUCUAAAAUGUUUUCAGACUUAAUGUCACUUCUAUAUCUUUUGUUGCAGAACACAUGUACCUAGUAGACUGAAAAAGCUUUUUUUUUAUUCCAGAAGGCCGGCAAAAGUUCAAUUUGUAUUUGCAAUUUCAAUAAUUUAGAUAAUAAUAAAAGAAACAAUACUUGCUGUCCAUGUAUCGAUACAAUAUUGGCAUGUAAAAUAUCGCAAUACUAUGCUGUAUCGAUUCUUUCCCCCACCCCCGCCAUUACCACACUAUAUGUCGUUUAUUUAUUCUGUAAAAAAAAAUAAAAAUACAUAUGUCGACUAGAAGCAGCAACUUCCUGUUGUAUCCAGUUGUUUCCUGGCAUCGGAUCCUGACCAAGAAAUUUACUGGCACGUUUUUUUAAGCUUUGUUCUUGUCCAGAUAAAACAAAGGAGAUAUCACAUGUCAUUUAGGGAGCUUUAAAUGUGCUGUUAUCAUUGGACAGAGCAAAGCUAGCUGUGCUAAGCUAAGCUAACUAGCCGCUAGCUGUAGCCUUCAGAUGUUAUGUAGCAUCGUUCUUUUCAUCUAACUCUCUGCCAGUAAGUGAAGAAGCAUAUUUCCCAAAGUGUCGAACUGCUCCUUUAAAGGAGGCUCAGCGUAAAGGUGAAACACCUUCAGCUAUGAAUGAAUUAAGUACUGUCUGUCAGUAGUGUGAUGAUGAACUGUUCAUAUUUGUGUUAUUGAUUAGGGAGAGAGACGCCAUUGUUUAAAGAUAGACAGUGGGCGUUGCAGGUGUGAUGACCCUGUUGACAAAUCCGAGGUAGAGCUGCCUCUUCUUUUCGUUUAAAGACCCAUCUGUCGGUCCAGUGGUCUGCUCCAGUUUACACACCAGUACCUUAUAUUUAUCUCUAUCCUGUUCCCUGUGCUGUACGUCGUUUAAAUCAAUGGAGUUGUGUCCGUGUCGUCCUCUGUUGAAGUCUUUACCACGGCUUUCUUUGUCUCUGAUCGCUGCUCCUCCUCUUCCUCUUCUGUGUCCUUCAAGUCUUUUCUCUCCUCAGUGCACAUAGGUGGUCCCCAGAAUGCUGUGUGUAGUCUUGCAGGAUACCUCUUUAUUAAUGUCAUUUAUUGCCGAUGAAUAUGCUGAUGUAUUAAUUUUUUGGGAUAUGUUGUGUAAACAUUAUGUUGAGACAUCGUUGCAGACAGCAGGUGUAUAUGUGUGUAUGUACAGUCCAAAAAAAAACAAUCCCAAAACCCGCAACCCACAGAGAUCGCUUCAUCCAUCACACUGGAUCCAAAUGUGCCAUUAUCUUUAUGUAUCACAUAUAUCGACAUAUUGAAAACACACACACACACACAUACACACACACAGAAAUACAUGCAUAUUGUACAGGAUCAAAAAUGUGCCAUGACUAAAUGAACGCUUGACAAUUUAUUUUUUCUAUGUUUUCAAAGGAGAGCCAAGUAGUGACAUGUACAGAAAAUGUUGCAAUGAUAUGAAAAUAAAAAUCUUGCUGUGUGUAAAUUAUUCAACAAUUAACUGUUUAUAUUAAAAUUAUGAAUAAAAUUAUUGGAGAAUA